Molecule: messenger RNA, 5357 nt
Organism: Nerophis lumbriciformis (worm pipefish)
Lineage: Eukaryota; Metazoa; Chordata; Actinopteri; Syngnathiformes; Syngnathidae
Source: RefSeq, a predicted model, not a curated record
GGCCCUGGUGUGUGAAUGUGAGUGUGAAUGUGUCAUGUCUGUGUUGAUCAUGUUUUUGUUUGGCCAUGUGCUGUUUGGUUUUGGACUCUUUUUAGUUCCUGCUUUUCACUCCCUUGUCUUGUUUCCAUGGUUACCCAUUAGUUUCACCUGUUCCACGUUUGGACUCAUUGUGCACUCUUGUUUGUCACCAUAGCAACCCAUUAGUUUUCACCUGCCCUCACGACUCACGCACCUGUCUUUAAUCAUGUCACUAUUAUUUAAACCGAUUGUUGCCAGGAAGUCUCCCUGGCGACAUCAUACCCCUGACACACACCUGACACUCUGCUUCAUGCUCAGUUCACGCUGCUUUCUUCAUAGUCCAUGCCAAGUAAGUUUUUGUUUAUUAAUGCCACAGUUAGUGUUUUUGUUUCAUUGUUCAUAGUUUCUGCCUUUGUGCAAGUUUUGUGUUUAUAGCCAAGUUUUGUACCUCCACUGUGAGCGCCUUUUGUUUGUUUCUUUUUUUGAGUGUUAAAAAUAAAUAAUGUACUCCCCUUCACGCCACGUAUGGUCCAAAUCAUUUACACCAUGGGAGAACAAAUCACGCCAUAGUUCUAGUCAUGACAGAAUGUUGUCUGUCUAUGUGUGUUGGCCCUGCAAUGAGGUGGCGACUUGUCCAGGGUGUACCCCGCCUUCCGCCAGAUUGUAGCUGAGGUAGGCUCCAGCGCCCCCCGCAACCCCGAAGGGAAUAAGCGGUAGAAAAUGGAUGGAUGGAUGGACAUUACAAAUGCAUAACCACAAUCAAUCCCAUUUGCGCUCAAAUUAGGGUUGUACAGUAUACCGGUAUUAGUAUAGUACCGCGAUACUAAUGAAUCAUAUUCGGUACUAUACCACCUCUGAAAAGUACCAGUCAUUUGCUUACUUACUAAUAAAAGAGAAGUUGUCUAGUAUGUUCACUAUUUAAUUUAAGGAAAAACAUGCAAUAACAAACAUACUGUCAGGGCGUGGACUUUUAUGCAGCUUACCGCGAGGAUUGUUUUCCUAGUAUGCAAACGGACUAGACCAGACAUCGGUAGAAGGUAGGAACAUGAUUUAAUUUUGACUAUAAAAAGUACAAUCAAAAGGCGCUCACAAGGCGGAGACACAAACUUGGCGCAGGGAACAAAACUAAUACUUUUUUUUUCUACCAAGAAAAAUAAACUAUGAACAUAAAACAAACAACACUUACUGUGACAUGAGCAUAGCAGCAUAAACUAUGAACAAGAACUAUGGCGUGGGCAGAGCAAACAGAGUAAAUCCAGAGUACCGUAUUUUUUUGGACUAUAAGUCGCAGUUUUUUUCAUAGUUUGGCCGGGCUCCAGUGCGACUUAUAUGUUUUUUUUCCUUUUUUACUAUGGAUUUUCGGCAGGUGCGACUUAUACUCCGGUGCGACUUAUACUCCGAAAAAUACGGUAAUGUCGCCAGGCCGACUCACUGGCAAAACAGGCUUAAAUAAUAGUCUCUGAUUAAAACAGGUGCGUGAGUCAAACACGUGAGACAGGUGAAACUAAUCAGUCGUCAUUGAAACUAAAACAAGGGAGCGCAAAAACAGGAACUAUGGAGUCUUAAACCGAACAGAAAAUAACCAAACAAAAUCCAGACCACAGAACAUGACACAUACUUUUAAUGUACCGUAAGAUUUUUUGUAAAAAUAAAGCCAAAAAUUCUAUUUUUUGUGGUCUCCUUUAUUUAGAAAAGUACCAAAAUGUAUCGAAGUAAUUUUGGUACUGGUACCGGUACCAAAAUAUUGGUAUCGGGACGACACUAGCUCAAACUGGUAAAGGUCCAAAGGAAAUAGGAAGAAGCAGAGCUUAUUUGAUCCUACCAUUGUCCCCCUAUAAGUAUCUGAAAAGUCACAGUGCUACAAUAGUUGUUUAUACUUUGUCAGCACCACUAUGCUUAUGCUGUAUUGCUUCAUGAACGGAUUAAACUUGCAUUUUUACAACUUGAAAGUGCAUUAAUUGAGUUCUGUUUGAGUAGAUGACUAAUACUACAGUAUGACUUGGCGAGUUUUACCAGGGCGUAUGCCUUCCUCAAGACAGAAAAUAAUGUCACACAGCAAUCCUGUUAGACAUGUUAUUUGCGAUCCACUGUGUCCAGUAAGGUUUGUUAUUCUUUGUAGAAGCCAUUUCAAUAGGUUGUUCUGACUUGCCACACCUCUGUUGUGUUACUAAGUCUGAGUACAUCUGGCUACUGCUUCAUAUUGCUCCCUGUUUCUUUGACUUCAACUGCUGACUCUGGAAUGUAUUUUUUGUCCUGGAACUAAAUUUCCAAGAUUAUUCUUCACCAUGUCGAGGCAGCUAGCACAAUAUCACCCACAGGGGGCCUAUUUGGCUCUGAUGAGAGGUUUGAAUGAGGUGGACCUUUGUGGCCCUCCUGUGCCCUCUAACCUGAUUCUGACAGGAGACCAUGCCUUUCCUUUGGUUAUGAACAACCAAGGCCAAGUCUUGAUGGCGGCCUCUCAGUAUGGCUCCGGAAGGAUUGUGGUCUUGGGUCAUGAGGCCUACCUGACGACAGUCGCUGCUCUCGUAGAAAAUGCACUGACCUGGCUGAGAGGAGACAGAUCAGAGAACCUGUCAGUGGACGUCCACACAAGCGUUAAAGCAGUGGUUGAUUAUCUCAGCAGAUCCAGUUUCCAAACCAGAGUUGUGGGGGCAUUCCAAAAGAAUACAAAUGCCGGUGUGUAUGUAACAGAUGCCUACAGCCUUGGUACAGAUGUAAAGGACCUGGUGGCUUUCCUGAAAAAUGGUGGGGGAGUGUUGAUCGGAGGGCAAGCGUGGAAUUGGGCUGCAAAUCACCCAAAGGAAAACACUCUGUUUCAGUUUGAAGGGAAUAAACUUUCUGGUGUGGCCGGGAUUUACUUUUCUGAACAUCAGGGGGAGGCUGAAUGUCUGCCUGUACACCCUCAGAUUCCAUCUUCCUGGAUGGGCGUCGUUGUUGGUAAGGAUUUUGAGGAAGACCUGGAGUUCUUGCUAAAUGGGAUAUCCCAGUUUGACAUCACUGGUAAUGCGCUUGCUUCUGAGAUUCUUGUUCAUGGCCAGCUUGCCUUCCCUGUGGCAAUGGCAGACGAUGGACGGACAUUUUUGGCCGCCUCCUAUUAUGGACUGGGGCGCGUCAUUGUCGUGAGCCACCAAGGGUAUCUGCAAAGAGAGGCGUUUGCUCCAUUUUGGAACAACGCAAUUCACUGGUUGACCAAUGACCGACAUGGCACUAUUGGUAUCGAGAAACAAGACGUCUUUAAACAUUUCAAGAAAUCUGGCUUUAAGUGUGAGAAGACAGACUUCCGGAAAGACCUGAGUGUGUUUGUGGGCUCAGUAAACAAUGACAAACAUGCAGAGGAGAUCCACGACUUUGUAGCAGAGGGGGGAGGCCUGUUGAUUGGUGGCCAUGCCUGGUACUGGGCCCAAAAACACAAAGACCAAAACGAAUUUACAGAGUUCCCAGGAAACAAAAUCCUCAACACAAUGGGCCUGAGCUUGUUGAGUGCAACUAUUAAGGGAGGUGUCUUCAAGGCCCCUGUGCCCAGCAAGACCGUCAAAGACACCUACCACUUCCGCCACCUUCUGCAGCGCUUUGCUGCUCAUGUAACUCAGGGAGAGAAUCUUACUCAGCAUGAGGAGCAGUGCCUUAAAAGGCUUGGAAAUGACUGUGCGACCUUCUUAAAGAUGAAUGCCCACCACUGCUGCCCAUACAAUCAGGUCCUGUCCACCCUCACAAAUGUCCUGAAAAGAUCAGGCAUGCCUCAGGUAUGUGACAGCUGCCCAGUGAAGUCUCCCAAAGACCACCUCCUUCUCAGUGUGGGAGCAGAGGUAUACAAGGUUAGCCCCAAUCCUGACAGUCUGAUGCCUUACCUAAUCAAGCAGAAUCCCCAGUUACCUGUUGUCUACGACUACACGAUUCCAUUGAACGUCAACACAGCAGAAAAGGAUGAGUGGAUCAGUACAGGUCUCUACCUGUCUCCCGGCAUGAAGACCUACAUGGCGUUACCUGCACAGAUUGUCAACAAGGGAUGGAAGGUCCAAAUUGGUUGUCAAACAGACCAUCUUAAGCAUGAAAACUUGAAGAGGGCACCUAAAGUUCAUGAGCGAUUUCCCAUUAACACAGAGAUGUUGCUGGUGUGGAACUUAUGGGGGGGUCUGGUCUAUUUGGUGGCCCCACCAAAAACCCAAAUGAGAGGCCUAGAGGUCAAAGUGCAGAUAGCUGUGCCAGCACCUUAUUAUAAAUCUGGUGCCACAACACCAGCCGAUUGGUCUUUGCGGCGCACAGCUCCUGCCCCCUGGGCCGAGUUGGAGUUUGAGAACAUUAUCCUCACUGUACCGUCAGAUGUCGUACGGACGUUAGAUCAGCCAGAUUUGUUGGCGGCGUUCUGGGACACCAUCAUGAGAAGCAUUGCUGAUCUGGCUGCAAAACCACACACAUAUGCCCGUAAAGAACGCUUUGUCGCAGAUGUGCAGAUUUCUCAUGGGUGGAUGCAUUCAGGAUACCCAGUUAUGAUGCACAAGUCCGGGGCAGCUAAUCUGGUCAAUAUUGAGCAUUCCAAGAGCAAAGGUAUGUGGGGGUCAAUUCACGAGCUUGGACACAAUCAGCAGAGAGGAUGCUGGGAGUUCCGACCACACACCACAGAGUGCACAUGCAACCUUUGGUCAGUGUAUGUGCAUGAAAUGGUGUUAGGGAUCAACAGGGAAAAGGCUCACAGUGCAAUCACUCCAGAGAAAAGAAAGAGUCGAUUGCAGGACUUUGUAAAAGAGGGCAAGCCACUAGGCAAGUGGGAGAUGUGGGUGGCUCUGGAAACAUACUUACAGCUCCAGGAAAGAUUUGGUUGGGAUGCUUUCAAGAGCGUGUUUGCUGCUUACCACACCAUAAGCAACAUUCCAAAGGACAACAAUGGAAAGAUGAACCUCUAUGCCGAGACCUUCUCGCAGACGGUGAAAAUGAACCUCUCUGGGUUCUUUAAGGCCUGGAGCUGGCCUAUAGAGAGAGCUACUGAGGAGAAACUAUCCAAACUUCCUGCCUGGACUGACCACCCCAUGGUCAAGCAUGGCUAAACGUUUGACUGGUGUUGAUUUGAGUGCGGGAAUCUGUUAGAAUCGCUGCUUCGACUUCAUUUGUUUUAUCAUUCUGACAUGGUUAACAUAUUUUAAACUACUCUUUGAAAGGUGUCCCUCCCAAACAGGUUCUCAUAGAUGUAAGUUUUCCUUUUAUAUGGGUAAAACAAUGACUUACAGUAUAUAUUAAUGACAUAAAUAAUAACAAUCACAGCAAUGAUUUUACUGAGCUACAACCAUGUGGCGCUAAUAACAGCCAUUAAAAAGGAAACAAUAAAUAUUUACACACAAAAUAAA